This is a messenger RNA of Pteropus alecto (black flying fox), 3875 nucleotides long. RefSeq names its product platelet endothelial aggregation receptor 1 (gene PEAR1). The transcript is spliced from 22 exons. Gene Ontology annotation, molecular function: protein binding. Gene Ontology annotation, cellular component: membrane. The record is from RefSeq and is a predicted model, not a curated record. The coding region runs from base 147 to 3077 and encodes 976 amino acids. Lineage: Eukaryota; Metazoa; Chordata; Mammalia; Chiroptera; Pteropodidae.
GCCGCCCCGCGCCCCGCCUCGGCUCCGCGCUCUGCAGUCGGGCUGGGGCGCCACGCGGGGAACCCCGCGCGUCCUCCUCCGGGCCACCCUGGUCCCCACCCCAGGCCGGCGGAGAGCUAGGUCCCCGGGCAGUGCCCUCGGCAGCCAUGCCGCAGGCCUCGGCCGUGUCCGCGCCGCUGUGCUCCCUCCUCCUCCUGGCCCUGAGCCCGGGGCUGGCUGGAACCCUCAGCCCCAAUGACCCCAACACCUGCACCUUCUGGGAGAGCUUCACCACCAGCACCAAGGAGGCCCACUCCCGCCCCUUCAGCCUGCUGCCCCCGGAGCCCUGCGACCGGCCCUGGGAGAACCCCGACACCUGCCCCCGGCCCACGGUGGUCUACAAGACCGUGUACCGCCAGGUGGUGAAGACGGACCACCGAAGGCGCCUGCAGUGCUGCCAAGGCUUCUACGACAUCAGCGGCGUCUGCGUCCCACUUUGCGCCAACGAGUGUAUCCAUGGCCGCUGCGUGGCGCCCGGCCACUGCCAGUGUGCACAAGCCUGGCGAGGUGACGACUGCUCCAGCGCAUGUGCCCCAGGAGUGUGGGGACCGCAGUGUGACAAGCCCUGCAGCUGUGGCAAUGGUAGCUCCUGUGACCCCAAGAGUGGGGAGUGCUCCUGCCCCCCUGGCCUGCAGCCCCCGCACUGCCUGAAGCCCUGCUCCCCUGGCCGCUACGGCCCUGCCUGCCAGUUCAGCUGCCACUGCCACGGGGCCCCCUGCGACCCCCGGACUGGAGCCUGCUUCUGCCCCCCAGAGAGAACGGGGCCCAGCUGCGAGGUGGCCUGCCACCAGGGCACUGCCGGCACCCUCUGCCCCAUCACCUCUCCUUGCCACAACGGGGGUGUCUUCCUGGCUGCCCAGAAUUCUUGCAGCUGCCCACCUGGCUGGAUGGGCACCAUCUGCUCCCUGCCCUGUCCGGAGGGCUUCCAUGGACCCAACUGCUCACAGGAAUGUCGCUGUCACAACGGUGGCCUCUGCGACCCAUUCACUGGGCAGUGUCACUGUAACGGCGCGUGUCUGUGCGAACAAGGCUUCGGCGGGGACCGCUGCGCCGAGCGCCUCUGCCCCGACGGCUUCUACGGCCUCGACUGCCAGGCGCUCUGCGCCUGCGACCCGGCGCACAGCCUCAGGUGUUUUUUUAUGAGCGGCGAGUGCUCCUGCCGGCCGGGCUGGGCCGGCCUCCACUGCAACGAGACCUGCCCGCACGACACGCACGGGCCCGGCUGCCAGGAGCACUCCCCGCCCCCGCCAGCUCAGAGCCUGGCACAGCCGAUGCACAAUGUGCGCUGGCUCAGGAUGGGAGCCGGUCCCGUGCCUACUUGCAAGGUCCCUCUUCCAGGUUGGCAGCGUGGUAACUGCUCUGUGCCUUGCCCGCCUGGAACCUGGGGCUUCGGCUGCAAUGCCAGCUGCCAGUGCGCCCACGAAGCAGCCUGCAGCCCCCAAACCGGAGCCUGUACCUGCACCCCUGGGUGGUACGGGGCCCACUGCCAGCUCCCCUGCCCGAAGGGACAGUUUGGUGACGGCUGUGCCAGUCGCUGUGACUGCGACCACGCUGAUGGCUGUGACCCUGUUCAUGGACGUUGCCAGUGCCAGCCUGGCUGGAUGGGUACCCGCUGCCACCUGCCCUGCCCUCAGGGCUUCUGGGGAGCCAACUGUAGCAACACCUGCACCUGUAAGAAUGGAGGCACUUGCCUCCCUGUGAACGGCAACUGCGUGUGUGCACCCGGCUUCCGCGGCCCCUCCUGUCAGCGAUCCUGUCAGCCUGGCCACUAUGGCAAACGCUGCGUGCCCUGCAAGUGCGCUGACCACUCCUACUGCCACCCCUCGGAUGGGACCUGCCACUGCCUGGCUGGCUGGACCGGCCCCAACUGCUCCCAACCGUGCCAGCCGGGACACUGGGGAGCCAGCUGCGCCCAGCUCUGCCGCUGUCACCACGGCGGGACCUGCCACCCCCAGGAUGGGAGCUGUUUUUGCCCCCCAGGCUGGACCGGACACCUCUGCCUGGAAGGCUGUACUCCAGGGACGUUCGGUGCCAACUGCUCUCAGACAUGCCACUGUGGCUCCGGAGAGAGGUGCCACCCAGAGACCGGGGCCUGCGUGUGUCCCCCCGGGCACAGUGGUGUCCCCUGCAGGAUCGGAAGCCUGGAGCCCUUCACCAUGAUGCCGACCUCUCCAGUGGCUUACAACCCACUGGGGCCGGUGAUCGGCGUUGCGGUGCUGGGGUCCCUGGUGGUGGCCCUCGUGGCGCUGUUCAUCGGCUACCGCCACUGGCAGAAAGGCAAGGAGCACCAACACCUGGCUGUGGCCUACAGCAGCGGGCGCCUGGACGGCUCUGAGUACGUCAUGCCAGAUGUCCCUCCCAGCUACAGUCACUACUACUCCAACCCCAGCUACCACACCCUGUCACAGUGCUCACCUAACCCCCCGCCCCCCAACAAGAUUCCCGGUGGUCAGCUCUUCGCCAGUCUCCAGGCCCCCGAGCGGCCAGGUGGAGCCCAUGGGCGCGAUAACCAUGCCACCCUGCCUGCCGACUGGAAGCACAGCCGGGAGCCCCCUCCAGGGCCUCUGGAUGGGGGCAGCAGCCGCCUGGACCGACGCUACAGCUGUAGCUACAGCAACAGUGACGGCCUGGGCCCCUUCUACGGUAAAGGGCCCAUCUCCGAAGAGGGGCUGGGGGCCAGCAUGGCUUCCCUGAGCAGUGAGAACCCCUACGCCACCAUCCGGGACCUGCCGGGCCUGCCCGGGGGCCCCCGAGAGAGCAGCUACAUGGAGAUGAAGGGCCCCCCUGCAGGUUCCCUCCCCAGGCAGCCUCCUCAGCCCCGGCACAGCCAGAGGCGGCGACACCCCCAGCCACAGAGAGACAGCGGCGCCUAUGAGCAGCCCAGCCCUCUGGGCCCUGACCGAGACUCCGUGGGUUCCCAGCGCCCCCUGCCCCCCGGCCACUACGACUCACCCAAGAACAGCCACAUCCCCGGACACUAUGACUUGCCUCCAGUUCGGCACCCUCCGUCACCCCCACUUCGGCACCAGGACCGCUGAGGGGCCCGGGUGGUGUGCGGAGGCCGGCACACCAAAGUGGGGGACAGAGCUGGCCGUGCCCUGCCAGGAGCAGAGAGGACUGCCAGGCCGUGGACGUGCACGUGACCGUGACCGACAAAGGAAGCGAGUGGAGGGGCGGGGUCCCCGGCUCCACGCUGGGACGCUGGCGGCAGGAAGCCCGUGUCCUUCCCUCCGACCCACCGGCCCCCCAAGCCCCAGGGCCCGUGCACACGAUUGAACGUUGUUGGAUAACUGACUUCAUGCCGACGUCGGAGAUGUGUAUCGGGCACCUCUCCUGUGCACUCCCAGGCUGGGCAGUGUGUGCGUGCCUGUGCCUGUGCCUGUGUGUGUGUGCCUCUGCCUGUGCGUGCCUGUGCUUGUGCGUGCCUGUGUGUGCAUGUGCCUGUGUGUGUGCCUGUGCGUGCCUGUGUGUGUGCCUGUGCGUGCCUGUGUGCGUGUGCCUGUGCGUGCCUGUGUGCGUGUGGGUUCAGAGGGGCCGGGCACGGCCCGUCCUACGGCCCUCACCAUUUAUAGAGGGGCCGCCCCAAACCAGCUAACUCUCGCAACAGCCUCCUAACUGGUCCCCCUGCAUUCUGGUGGUGCCCCCUCCAACCGAGCUGGUCAGGUUGCCCCUCUGGAUAGUCUCCGUGGGUGGCCCACCCUCUUGGGCCCCGGUCACAGGCCUUGGAGCUCUUAAUUAAAGGCUCUGCCGCGGGCCCUUCUCGCCUCUCCAGCCUCACCUUGAACUGUGGCCUCCCAGGGGCUGUACUUCUUGCCUCGGACUUGCCGCAUCUGGAA